Molecule: messenger RNA, 753 nt
Organism: Penicillium crustosum
Lineage: Eukaryota; Fungi; Ascomycota; Eurotiomycetes; Eurotiales; Aspergillaceae
Exons: 2
Coding region: 1-753 (250 amino acids)
Biological process (GO): polysaccharide catabolic process
Molecular function (GO): cellulase activity
Source: RefSeq, a predicted model, not a curated record
AUGAAGUCCUUCGCUCCUCUCACCACUCUCUCCCUGGCGCUGGCCGCAGUGGGCAAUGCCACAAGCGCCUCUUCCUCCGAGGCCCUUACCAAGCGCGCCGACUUCUGUGACCAGUACGGCACUGAAGAGCAGGGCAGCUACAAAGUGUACAACAACAUCUGGGGCCAGGAGUACGACACAUCAGGCAAACAGUGCACCGGCGUCGACUCCCUGAACGGCAACACGAUCGCCUGGCACACCUCCUGGUCGUGGGGCGGCUCCAAAACCCAGGUCAAGAGCUAUGCCAGUAUCGGUCUCGAGUUCACUGCCAAGCAGCUGAGUGCCGUCAGCAGCAUCAAGUCUAGCUGGGAGUGGAGCUACUCUAACACCGACGUGGUUGCUGAUGUCGCCUACGACAUGUUCCUCAGCUCCACCGCUGAUGGAAGUGAGGAGUAUGAGAUCAUGGUCUGGCUCGCUGCUAUGGGCAAUGCUGGCCCGAUCUCUACCACCGGCUCCCCCAUUGCCUCUGUCACCAUCGGCGACAUCCCCUUCAAGGUUUGGAAGGGACCCAACGGCCAGAUGACCGUUUACAGCUUUGUUGCCGAGUCUACCGUUAACAGCUUCUCUGGUGACAUGCUCGAAUACUUCACCUACCUUAUCGAGAACCAGGGCCUCAGCUCCAGUUUGUACCUGAUUAAUGUCCAGGCUGGUACUGAGCCCUUCACUGGCAAGGCUGACAUGGAUACCUCCGCAUUCUCUAUUGAGGUUGUUUAA